CAAAAAAUAAGUUUUGGGAAAUUAGACUUGACGGUCGAAAGACAUAUAUCAGAAUAGGAAAUAUUGGUGACAAAGGAGAAAUAACAAUGAAAGAACAUAAAAGUUUGGCCGCUGCAAAACAAUCUAUGACUAAAUUGAUCGCUAGAAAGGAAAGUCAAGGAUUUCAGAAACAAGAUAAACCUUCAUCAACAGCUGAUGCUAAAGACGGUAAAAAACUAAACAGGUACCCCAAGCGACAAAAAAAUAUUCAUGUUAAUUCCAAUGAUAAGACUUUUUUGGAUGAUGAUAAGUCAAUUGAAGAAAAUGCGGAUGGUCCUGAAUCUUCUAAACCGUGCGUCAUUGACGAUAUCACUGAUGAUGGACAAAAAAACUCCGCGUCACCACCUGUAUCAAACAACAUCUUCAAAUCUACUUUUAAGAAGACGGCUACCUUACCUUCUUCCAUUACUAAUGCUAAGCCUAAGUCAAUUUUAAAAGGCAAUAUUCCUGAUCUUUUACUCGCUCAUCCUUGGAAAGAAGACGAAGUUGAUCCAACUGGUUGGUGGAUUUCUGAGAAGUUGGAUGGGGUUAGGGCCUUCUGGUGUGGAAAACGAAGUGUAUUCUUGUCCAGACAAGGAAAAGUUUAUGCAGCGCCUGCUUGGUUUACAAAAGGUUUACCGAAAGACAUUGAUCUUGACGGUGAACUUUUCGGUGGUCGCGGCAAAUUUCAAUCAACAGUUAGUAUCGUGAAAGCUGGUGUUGAAGAAUGGAAGAAAAUAACCUAUCAGAUUUUUGAUGUCCCAUCGUACUCUAAUGCACCUUUUGAGGAUCUUCAACAUAGAUAUUGCAAAUCAGCUAAAGAUAUUUUUGAUGAAUUGAAAAGAGUUGAAGCAGUCGGUGGAGAAGGGUUAAUGAUUAGAAAACCGAAAAGUGAAUAUGUUUGUGGUCGAUCCAACACAUUAUUAAAAAUUAAAUCAUUUUAUGAUGGUGAAGCUCUUUUAGAAGGUUACGAACCAGGAAAAGGAAAAUAUACAGGAAUGACAGGUGCAUUAAAAUGUGUGAUGGCUUGUGGUAAAAAGUUUAAGGUCGGAUCUGGAUUGAGUGAUAACGAAAGAAAAAAGCCUCCAAAAAUUGGAAGCAUCAUUGUAUAUCGAUGCCAAGAACUUAGUGAUAGUGGGUCCCCACGAUUUCCUACAUUUAUUGGUGUUGCUGCUGACAAAACUAAGCCUAAGGAUCCGGAUUUCGGACAGAAACUGAAAAUUAAAUAA
Molecule: messenger RNA, 1247 nt
Organism: Racocetra persica
Lineage: Eukaryota; Fungi; Glomeromycota; Glomeromycetes; Diversisporales; Gigasporaceae
Source: the annotation of a GenBank genome assembly